Messenger RNA from Mercenaria mercenaria, 3026 nucleotides. Its product is annotated as bile acid-CoA:amino acid N-acyltransferase-like. Lineage: Eukaryota; Metazoa; Mollusca; Bivalvia; Venerida; Veneridae. Gene Ontology annotation, biological process: fatty acid metabolic process; acyl-CoA metabolic process. The transcript has 10 exons. Bases 168 to 1658 code for a protein of 496 amino acids. Gene Ontology annotation, molecular function: fatty acyl-CoA hydrolase activity. The record is from RefSeq and is a predicted model, not a curated record.
GUCAAUGUAAAUAUAGAACGUUUUAAUUCCUAAACUUUACAUUAUCUAUGCGUAUACAUAUUAAUGAAGAGUUACUAUACUACUCUAACUCACGGGUAUGGUCGACGAAAAGGUUAAUAUUGACAUCCGUAGACUGGAUGCCAAACAGAUUGUAACAGUUGUUGCAGAUGGAGAGGAGAGUGGAAUACAAUUCGAAUCCCGUUGUGUAUCAAGCUGAUGGCAAUGGAGAGAUAUAUAACUUUUCUAAUGAAUCGAUAGAUGGGAGUUUUAAAGCAGAUGAAAAAAUGACUGCUAGAGUAAGUUACACAAUACAGAAGUCUCUACGACGUCUUAAUGUUCUGGGUAAUCAUAUGACUGUCCUUACAAGAGCGUGCACGUCCCUGGCAAAUCAAGGUCAUGGACCAUGUAUUGCAGUCACACCUUCUGUAGGUAUGGUCGACGAAAAGGUCAAUAUCGACAUCCGUGGACUGAAUGCCAAACAGAUUGUUACAGUUGUUGCAGAUGUAGAAGAAAAUGGAAUACAAUUCGAAUCCCGGUGUGUUUAUCAAGCUGAUGGCAAUGGAGAGAUAAAUAACUUUUCAAAUGAAUCAGUAGAUGGGAGUUUUAAAGGUAUUGAACCAAUGGGAUUAUUCUGGAGUCUGCAUUGUGUAUCUGCACCAAAGAAGUAUGCUAGACUGGUGAAGAAAGACGUCAGUACACCAAUGAACUUCAGUAUAAAGGUUUAUCCUGACAACCAGAACAAGGCCACAUUGAUUCACCAGCCUUUAACAGAGACUAGAGUUCAAAGGUUUUAUCAGAAGCCAGGGGUCAGGAGAAUACCACUUACAGGAAGAUUUAAAGGAGCAAUAUUUGUUCCAGAAGGAGAGGGGCCGUUCCCAGGAGUGAUUGACUUGUAUGGUGGUCUAGUUAGUCUCAUUGAAACACGUGCAGCGUUGCUGGCGUCACAUGGGUAUGCUACUCUAGCAUUAUCAUAUCUACAUGGUGAGGGACUUCCGGAUAUGCUUUACGAUGCAGACUUUAAUUAUGUUAAGGAAGCAUACGAAUGGUUCAUGAAAGAAGAUUACAUUGACAAAAACAGACUUGGAAUAGUUGGUUUGUGUUUCGGUGGAUUUCUGUCACUGGCUCUAGCCUCUGUUCUCCCUCAGGUACGGGCUGUUGUCAAUAUAAAUGGUUUUUCCUUUAUACCCGAGGUAAACAAGAUCAACUGCGAUUGGGAAAAGUGGCUUGACAAAAAUGACGUACUGUGCACAGAAGAAGGACUUGUCAUUUCGGAUGUUUACAUGUUGAAAAACUCCUGGCCUGUGCCUGCCUGGCAGCAUGGUGCAAAAAUCCUAGUGAUAGUAGCGGAAGACGAUAAACAAGUGCAUCCAAAAUGUCACACUCUCUACUACGAAAGUUGUCCUCCGCAGUUUAAGGAAAACAUCAGGAUCUUCCGAUAUCCAGGUGCUGGCCAUAUGAUAGAACCUCCAUACUCGCCGCAUUAUAGGGCCGUAACUCCAGGGCGAAAAAGACUUAGAACAAUAAAUUUUAUUCCAGAAAAGUUUCAUGAUGAAGAUAUGAUGACAGGUGGAUGGCCAGAUACACAUGCGCAUGCUCAGGAAGACUCCUGGAUGAAAAUAUUGAAUUUCUUAGAAGAAAAUGUCAAAAAUGUCAGCUGAUGAGGUGAACAUAAAAAAUUUCCAAAGAUGUGAACAGAUAGGAAAAUGUGAAAAAUGUGUCAAAAGGGAAAACGUUGAAAAUACAAUAAGAUGGUUGUAUAGACUAUAAUAAUAUGUUUAAUAACCAGCGAAUAUGUUUGAACUUUAGCUCAGUUGAAGUGUUUUGGUACGAAGUAUUUACAUUUGCUUUUUUCGUCGUGGUUUCUUACGGAUGCACUGGAAGUUGUAUUUGUUUGAUGACAAAAAAACUUGAAACGUGUUACGUAUCCAUACAUACGCUGCUGGUGGCUCUUGAUUGGAGUGUCUCGUCUCUUGACUGUAAAAACUGUUCUGUGGUUAUGAAACAUAUUGGCUACUAUGAACUUUGUUCAGCGCGGUGCUUUGCCACUGACCGUUCCUUACUGUGUAUUUGUUUUACUUCAUCUACGUAUUUUUGUGUAAAUGUGUAGUCGUCCAAGUCGGUUUACGAUUUUGUCCGUACAAUAACUUUGGCAUGCAUGGAGCAAUCUUUUUACAUAAAUUAUGGAGUAAACCUUUACGUUGAUUAGACGGAGUGCCGCGUAUAAAUCUAAUGUCCCUGACGCGAAAUUCCAGAACACAAUUAGGACCGAAGGUCAUGUCAGCUCUUGUUCUUGCUUUAACUUUAUAUAUAUUGAGCAGUCCUAUCUUUAUUUGGUGGAAAUAUUUGCCUCAAUGAGAUGAGCUUCGCGCGAAAAGCGAUACAACCCCAAUCUUGUAUAUUUUUUCUCAGUGAAGCCUGAAAGUAACUACCCAACUAUCCUGACAUUCUCUUUAGCAAAUUAAAGAUGGGAAAUGUGUACAAGAUAAACAAUUGUUCAAGUUUUUCAGCCACACCUUUUUACUGGUUUUAAAGUCAGACCGACAUACUGUAAGGUUGAUAGUGACUUUCUCCAUUUUAAAGGCGAAGAAGGUUACCCCCUUCCCGUGUAUUAUUCAGGCAUGUAUGGACUCCCCUCCCCUCGCCAACACAAACGCCAUCCCACACCCCGAAAGAAGCAAAAAACAAAAGCAAACGGACGACGAUUUACCGUGAUUUUCAAAAUGUUCAACACAAGUGCCAGAGCUAAAAUAUGUCUAAACAACAUCUAAAACUCGGGUAUUAUUUUAAAAUAGUGUCACAUGAAAUAUAUACUAUGUGCUUUCACUUGAUAUUUUGAUAUUGGAUAUUAACUCAAGUGUUUUAUCUCAUCAAUUUAAUUUCGUUUGUUGUAAUUAAAUGUGUGUUUUGGGCUGCUGUCACAAUUUAACCUCAUGUAUUAGUUGCAAUGCAAAUUCAUACUGUGAACAGGUACACAUUUACAAAACAUGUCUUAUUUUUAACCUAUCAAACAAAGCUGUUGAAACACA